Naegleria fowleri is the source of this 1077-nucleotide messenger RNA. RefSeq lists its product as uncharacterized. The record is from RefSeq and is a predicted model, not a curated record. Gene Ontology annotation, molecular function: ubiquitin protein ligase activity. Bases 1 to 1077 code for a protein of 358 amino acids. The transcript has 2 exons. NCBI's taxonomy places the organism in Eukaryota, Heterolobosea, Eutetramitea, Acrasida, Naegleriidae.
AUGAAUGAAGAUAAUAACGUGAUGUUUCAUGAUUUUGUUCAUCCCGAACGUCACUAUGAUCAGCUCGAGAGUGCGAUCGAGGAAGCCGCUAUUAAAAUCAGUGCACAAGAAGCAAUUAUUCAAGAGCAAAAACAAAGUAUAGAAACUUUGAAACAGCAAUUAUUACAGGCUCAAGCAACCAUUCAACACCUUCAAAUGGAGAAUGAAAAAUUGAAAAGAGAAAUUUCAGAAAAAUCUACAAGUACAUCAUCAUCUUCGGGGAUUUACAUUGCAAGAUCAUCAUCGGAUACAACCGGCCUCGCAGUGGUCGGAAGAAAUGCAGCUCAUUCUUCUCCAUUGCAACCUUACACAACAAACACAAGUAACACUACAACGCAAAGGAAUCAACAGCAACGAUUGGGAAUAUCCUCUCAUAACUCCAUCUCUUCAAGACCAAAACUCCAACCUGUACAGGAAGAGAGAAGUGCUAUCAGACCAAUGAGGAGAACAACCUCCAAAACUCCAACAUCUUCCAUCUCUACAUCGACCAAUAGAAAACCCUCCCUUAGACCAACAGCAGGUUCAAGUAGUAGUGUCAAUAAUGGAAAUACUAGCUCUUCUACUUCCUCUCAUAUGAUAUCGGAAGAUGAAUUGCUUGCGAGGAGGUUACAACAAGAGGAAUUAAAUGUAUCUCCCUUUCAGACAUAUAUCGACAAUUUUGAUCAUGUAAUUUCCAAUAAUUAUUUCAAUUAUCAAGAUGACAAUUUUGGACAGGGCUCACAAUCAGUCAGUAGUACACUGCCCUCACAUAUCACAGGAGACGAAUCGUACGAAGAAUUAUUAAGGUUGGAUGAAAAUAUUGUAAAAAUUGGAGUGAACAAAGAUCUUUUAUGGCGAUUCCCAACGUUUAUUCAUGAUGGAGUCAAAUCUGCGAAUGAGGAGAACAACUCGUGUAUCUGCUGCAUGGAGGAAUAUAAUAAGGGUGACCAGUUAAGAAGAUUGACUUGUUUUCACACCUUUCACAAAGACUGUAUCGACCAGUGGUUAGAAAGCAGUCACACCUGUCCUAUUUGUAAAUUAGAUUUAAAUGAAAAUUAA